AAAAACACUUUGAUGAUUGAUCCAAGAAACGUAAGAAGUUAGCCAAAAAAAACUGAUUUUGAGAGAUAUUUUUACUUUUGUCUUUUUGGGAUUUGAGAGUGUUUGAGAAAUGGAGAAGAGCAGGGUAUUGAUAAUCGGAGUGACUGGAAAUCUUGGUCACCAUUUGGCCAAAGCCACCCUCCAAUUUUCUCACCCCGCAUUUGCUCUCGUCAGGCCCUCUUCCUUCUCCGACCCUCAUAAGGCCCACAAGCUUCACUCUCUCUCCAAUGCCGGCGUCACACUCCUCCAAGGUUCACUUGAAGACGAAGAAAGCCUUAUGGCAGCAGUGAAGCAAGUGGAUGUGGUGAUUUGUGCUGUUUCGUCCAAACAAGUCCUCCUUCAGAAGCUCCUUGUCCAAGUGAUCAAAAAAUCUGGCUGCAUCAAGAGGUUUAUUCCCUCAGAAUUUGGGUUGGACCCAGAUAAGACUAGAAUAUCAGACAUGGACUACAACUUUUAUAAGCAGAAAUCUGAGAUUAGGCGUUUUGUGGAAGCUCAUGGUAUUCCCUACACUUACAUUUCCUGCAAUUUCUACAUGAGUUAUUUGCUUCCUCAGCUUGUUCAGCCAGGCCUCAAGGUCCCUCCGAGGGACAAGGUUACAAUUUUUGGCGACGGGAAUACUAAAGGUGUUUUUGUGAAGGAAAGUGAUGUUGCUGAGUUCACUAUCAGGACAUUGGAUGAUCCACAAACGUUGAAUAAGGUUUUGUAUUUGAGGCCGCCUGGAAAUGUGUGCUCAAUGAAUGAACUUGUUGAGCUUUGGGAGAGUAAGAUUGGGAAGAAGCUGGAGAAGAUAUUUGUAUCAGAACAAGAGCUUCUUAAGAAAAUUAAAGAGACUCCAUAUCCUGACAACAUGGAGAUGAUUUUUAUAUAUUCUGCAUUUGUAAAGGGAGAUCAAACUUACUUCGAUAUCGAGUCAUCUGGUGGUCUAGACGGUACAAAUCUGUAUCCAGAGCAGAAUUUUACUACAAUCAGUGAAUAUUUAGACACCUUAUUGUAACAGCUUUUUUCACUCAAUUCUUGAAUCUUCAUAACAUUAUUGACUCUAUCUUACAUUUUUCACUUUUUUAGGCUGAGCUACUUUUUUGAUGCCUAGAGGAUUCAAUUUAACAAGCUCAAUAGUGUACUUGGAUUUCCUUACAAUUAUAUGAGUAGCACCGUCUAUUCUCA
Molecule: messenger RNA, 1203 nt
Organism: Prunus avium (sweet cherry)
Lineage: Eukaryota; Viridiplantae; Streptophyta; Magnoliopsida; Rosales; Rosaceae
Product: NmrA-like negative transcriptional regulator family protein
Molecular function (GO): oxidoreductase activity
Source: RefSeq, a predicted model, not a curated record